Messenger RNA from Australozyma saopauloensis, 1089 nucleotides. Its product is annotated as NADP-dependent alcohol dehydrogenase. Gene Ontology annotation, biological process: alcohol metabolic process. The transcript has a single exon. Lineage: Eukaryota; Fungi; Ascomycota; Pichiomycetes; Serinales; Metschnikowiaceae. Gene Ontology annotation, molecular function: zinc ion binding; alcohol dehydrogenase (NADP+) activity. Bases 1 to 1089 code for a protein of 362 amino acids. The record is from RefSeq and is a predicted model, not a curated record.
AUGGUCUACCCUGAAACUAUUGAAGCCGUUGGUGUCGUCGACUACGACAAGUGGUUGGAGCCAAAGAGAUUUGAAUAUAAGCCCCAAGAUUUCAGAGAUUACGAUGUUGAUAUUGAAAUCGAGUGUUGUGGUGUUUGUGGCUCGGACAUUCAUGCCGCCAGUGGUAACUGGGGUAAGCACCAAAACCCGCUUGCUGUGGGACACGAGAUUGUGGGUAAAAUCGUCAAAAUUGGACCUAACGCUAAGGAGGGUCUCAAGUUGGGCGACAGAGUUGGUGUUGGUGCUCAAUGUGAUUGCGACAGCACUUGUAUUGCAUGCGUUGAGAGUCACGAGAACAACUGUAGAAACGCUGUGGGUACCUACCAAAGUAAAUACAAGGAGUCUGGAAUUGAAACCAAUGGAGGUAACGCUUCGCACAUUCGUGUGAACUCCAAGCUCGCCUUCAAGAUUCCAGACAACCUCCCUAGUGAAGUGGCUGCCCCACUUCUUUGUGGUGGUAUCACCGGUUUCUCUCCUUUGUUGCAGGCCAAGGUCGGAAAGGGUACCAAGGUUGCCGUUGCUGGUAUUGGAGGAAUUGGACACAUGACUAUUUUGUUCGCCAAGGCUCUUGGGGCCGAGGUGACUGCUGUUUCUAGAAACACUAAGAAGGAGCAAGUCUCUAAGGAGCUCGGUGCUGACCACUACGCUGCGACCGAUGAUGACGACUUCGAGAAGAAGUUCAAGGACACCGUCGAUGUCUUUGUCAACACCACCAGUUCUUUCACCGGAUCUUCAUUUGACAAGUACUUGUCUAUGCUCAAACCAAGAGGUCAGUUGUACUUCAUCACUGCUCCUCCAGCUCAUGAGCAAUUGACCCUUCCACCAUUCAAGCUUCUCAUGAACAACAUCUCCGUUCACGGAUCUGCCAUUGGUGCACCCCAUGAGAUCGAGUACAUGCUCGAAUUGGCCAGCAAGGAGAACAUCAGACCAUGGGUCCAGACUGUCGAUAUCAAUGAAAAGAGCUUGGGUGAGACCUGGGACAAGACCGAGAGAGGUGACGUCAAGUUCAGAUACACCAUGACUGGAUACGACAAAUUCUUCAAGCACUGA